GGGGUUUUUGCAGGGAAUUGUUUUUCUUUCGUGCUCAGUUUUAAACGAAACGAUGUGGAGAGAAGUACUCCUUUUUUAUUUCUUUGUUAAAACCGCUAGCGGGGUUUUAAUUGAAAAAUCGGAUUAUUUCCAAAUAUAUUGGAACAUCCCUUCGUUUCAAUGCAGACCUUUCAAAAUCCCCUUCACGGAUUUAACAAAAAAAUACGGAAUCAUCCAAAAUGAAAACGACGAUUUCCGAGGCGACAAAAUCUCCAUCUUAUAUGACCCAGGCAAUUUCCCAGCGAUUUUAGAAAACUCCGAAACGGACAAAAUCUUUUUACGAAAUGGGGGCGUCCCACAACAAGGAAACUUAUCUUUACACCUAGAAAUUUUUAAGGAAUCCUUACAAGAACUUAUUAUUAACAACAAUUUUAGCGGAAUCGCAAUAAUAGACUUUGAAAGUUGGCGCCCAAUUUUUCGUCAAAAUUUCGGCACGUUAACCCCAUACAAAGAAAUUUCAUACAAAAUCGAAGAAACCCUCCAUCCAACUUGGACCCAACCGAAAAUAAAAUUGGAGGCGCAAAAACGAUUUGAAUUAACCGGAAGAGAUUUUGUUGAAGAAACUUUGUUAAUCGCUAAAGAAAUGAGACCUAAAGCUUAUUGGGGUUACUAUGCUUAUCCUUAUUGUUUCAAUAUGUCCCCAGGAAAUAACAACACUAAAUGCUCCCAAGAAGUUAUGGACGAAAAUGACCGCUUAAAUUGGUUAUUUUCAUCAUCGACAGCGUAUUUCCCAUCGAUUUAUUUAUCCGAAAAGCAACAAAGCUUAUCUGAUAAUCUCAAAUUAAUCGAAGGACGUAUACAAGAAGCUAUAAGAAUACUAAAUAAUCAAAAUAAAAUGUUGAUUAAACCGAAAAUUUUACCCUACGUUUGGUUAAAAUACAGAGACACACAAAGAUAUAUGCCUUUAGAUGAUUUAAAUAGCGUAAUAAAGCUAUUAAAGGCUCUAAAAGUUGACGGAUUUAUUAUUUGGGGUAGUAGCAACGAUGUUAGUUCACGAAUUAAAUGUAACUUGCUGUAUCAUUAUGUUAACGACGUUUUGGGACCGAUUAUUUCACCAAAUUAGCAAUUAUAAACUUAAUUUAAAAUAAUAGUUAAUAUAUUAAAACAUAUUUAUUAAUCACAUUCAUCACAUGCGAUUCUUUGAGGCAUAAAAAAAUCUUCUUGUGUUGACACAUCUACAUCAUACCAGUUUAUAUUAUAAACAGCUUCUUUGUUCUUAUCAUAAAAAGAAAAGUUUGUAUUAUAUUAAAUAAAUGUUGAUUAAAUUAGA
Onthophagus taurus is the source of this 1309-nucleotide messenger RNA. RefSeq names its product hyaluronidase A. Gene Ontology annotation, biological process: defense response; carbohydrate metabolic process; hyaluronan catabolic process. Gene Ontology annotation, molecular function: hyalurononglucosaminidase activity. The record is from RefSeq and is a predicted model, not a curated record. Lineage: Eukaryota; Metazoa; Arthropoda; Insecta; Coleoptera; Scarabaeidae.